Diabrotica virgifera virgifera (western corn rootworm) is the source of this 1718-nucleotide messenger RNA. Its product is annotated as sorting and assembly machinery component 50 homolog B. The transcript is spliced from 9 exons. Gene Ontology annotation, cellular component: SAM complex; outer membrane. The record is from RefSeq and is a predicted model, not a curated record. NCBI's taxonomy places the organism in Eukaryota, Metazoa, Arthropoda, Insecta, Coleoptera, Chrysomelidae. The coding region runs from base 174 to 1595 and encodes 473 amino acids. Gene Ontology annotation, biological process: protein insertion into mitochondrial outer membrane; mitochondrial respiratory chain complex assembly.
GUGCUGUCCUGUGACUCAGGUAAUACUAUAUUAUUAAUCUAUGCCUGUGACUGAUUUAUAGUUUUUUGGCUAGAAGUCCGUCAGAUUUUUUCUAAAAUCAAAUAAAGGUAGAAUUUGAGGGAGACAUGAAAGAGAUGUUUUAAAUUUAUCUAAGUGCUAUCGCGUUAAAUAAAAUGGGGACGGUGCAUGCUAAAAAUUUUCAGGCCGAUGAAAACUUCACAGAUAGCCCCAAUUCUAACUUAAAAAGUAAAGCCAUGUUUAGGGAGCCACCAGAUAAGGAACAAAUUAAAGAAAUCGACUUGGAAGGCGUAAAGGCCAGAGUAGACAAAAUACAUGUAGAUGGGUUAUCACGAACAAAAAAUGACAUUAUAGAAGAUUGUAUUAAGGAACUAUUUAAAGCAAGAGAUUUUCAAGAUGUACUUCUAAAAGCACAUAAAGCUCGUGUAAAAUUGGACGAAUUGGGAUGCUUUAAAAAUAUUUCUGUAUAUAUAGAUACCAGUAAAGGAUCAAAAUCUACUCCAGAUGGUUUAGAGGUUACGUUUAAUGUAAAAGAACACAAAAGAAUAACAGGUGGAGUUAGUACCCAUGUGGGAAACAAUGAAGGUGUCCUACAAAUUGGAAUGAGAGCUCCAAAUAUUUUUGGCAGAGGUGAGAGAGUUCAAGUUGAGUACAGCCAUGGUUCCAAGAAAUCCAGUAAUUUCAAUUUAGCAUUUAUUAAGCCUUUUAGAGGCACAUACCGUCCCACAUUAACCACAAGUGUCUUCCAGUCCCAUUCAGAGUGGCCAGCUUCUGGCUAUAAACAACUUGAAAGAGGAUUAAUAUUUGACUUAGGAUUUUAUUCUUGGUCUUUAUUAAAGCAUAAUCUGCAAUGGGAAGGAAACAUUCGAGAUUUGAGUGUUUUAACUCGAAAUGCCUCAUUCGAUGUUAGAAAAGAAUCUGGUUUAAGUUUGAAGUCAUCCCUCAGGCACAUCUUAUCACUUGAUCUUCGAGACGAUUUAAUCUUUCCUAGUAGUGGUUCAUUACUCCAGUUGACUUCUGAAGUUGCUGGUUUAGGUGGAGAUGUUGGUUUCCUGAAGAAUGACAUAUUCGUUCAAGGAAAUUAUUCUAUUGCUGAGGAUAUAGUUUUUCAAGCAUGUUUCAGCACGGGUUACAUGACCAGUAUUAGUAACGAUUUGAAAAUAAGUCUUUCUGAUAUGUACUUCCUAGGAGGUCCAUUAUCACUAAGAGGUUUCCAAAACCGUGGAGUUGGACCCCACUCCGAUGGAGAUGCGCUUGGAUCCAAGGCUUACUGGGCUGGAGGUCUACAUCUUUUUACACCGUUGCCUUUCAGGCCAGGUCGAGGAGGAUUGGGUGAUCUUUUUAGAACACACUUUUUUAUGAAUGCUGGGAAUAUUGGAAACGUAGAAGUACUUAAGGAUGGCAACUUAGUCGAUUUAAUCCAGAAUAACUUGAGGGUCUCGUAUGGAGUUGGAAUUGCGUUAAGACUGGGUAAUAUGGCUCGCUUAGAAAUAAAUUACUGCUUUCCAUAUAUUUACGAUAAAGGAGACCAAACCCACCCAGGUGUUCAGUUCGGAAUAGGGGUUCAAUUUUUGUAAUGAUAAAUUACAAAGUUUUAGUCAGUACAAACUGUAUAAUUACAAAAAUCAAAUGUGUAUGUACCAUAGAAGUGAAAUCUUGUUAUUUAUUAAAAUUGACAUUGUUGCCUUAGUUAUAUUUUA